CGCGAUGGGGAUUGGGUGCAGCAGUGACAGUGACAGCGAUAGGGAAGGUCCAAGCUUAGUCUUCGAAGAUCAAGAGGAUGACUUACUAGCAGACGACGACGAUGCGCCAGCGCCUCCGCCUGGUUUGCGCAAACACAAAAGGAAGACAAGCAGCAAGAACAAGAAGAGAAGGACUGGGGAGCCUGAAGUAGUUACGCCCGCAGUUGCAUCUGGGGAAGCGACAUCUGGGCGCCGGCGUCCAAUGGUUUCAUUUUCUUCGCGCUCUGCUUCGAGCUUAGCCUUGAGUGUAGGUGCGGGAGCGGAUGCAGGUGCCGCGGAAACAGAAGAAAAGCCGAAACGCCACCAGCGUCCUCGGGUUCAAAGUCGGACAAAGCAGGCCAGCACCCGAGACAAAGAAUCAGCUCCAGAUGUCGACGGCGACGCUGAUCUCGCAAAUGCUACGGAUGACGAGGAAGUUCAGGACGUGCGGGCAGCUGCUGACCCGCGAAAAGUUUUGGUGGGUAGCACAGAGCUUGACAUAGACAAAGUGUACGCUUAUGCGUAUGAGACUGCUGGCGUUACUGGAGAGGAGUGGCUGACUGACGAGCAAAAAGCUGAAGACGCGCACGCAAGGAGGGCACGGCUCCUUGAAAGGCGCAAAAUGGACGCCUUCAUCUACGGCGCGCAAAAACAUUACGCAAGCUUGCAGCUUCUGAGGCAGCGCAUCGGGAACCGCGAGGUAUGCCGCAGGCUAGAGCAGGUUGCGCCGAGCCGAGACCCGGCCAUCUGCAACGACCCGGGGCAAGCGGAAAACCGAGCCCCGGUGGUGGCGUUGCGGAUGAGCUCGGACGGCGUCAACAUCAAGGGCAGCAAGUACUCGACAGCUGAGUUCGACAUGUUCAUGAUGGACGCCGACAUGCGGGUUAUCCACCGGCCAAGCAUUGGGGCGCCGCUCCUCACGGAAGAGUCCACUGCGCUUACCAUUCUAGACACGGUCUACGAUCAAGCAGCUGAAACUGGCGUGCCGAUUCUUGGGAUGCCCAUCAUGUGUGAGGGUAAAGACGCGCACGGCAAUCCGUGCCAGAAGGAGCACGAGCUGAUAGUGCACCAAGUUUGGUGCUCAGAUAGCGGCUCUGAUGUGGUGAAGGGAGGCGGUCUUUUGGAGCAUCUGAGUGACGCUUACAAGUGGUACCAAAAAACGCAUGGGGCCGCAGCCGCUUCUGACUCGGGGGCAAGUGCUGCAAGCGUGAACAUGGCGCAGCAGGUUGCUCGUG
Amoebophrya sp. A25 is the source of this 1253-nucleotide messenger RNA. Lineage: Eukaryota; Dinophyceae; Syndiniales; Amoebophryaceae. The record is from the annotation of a GenBank genome assembly.